This is a messenger RNA of Anopheles cruzii, 2721 nucleotides long. RefSeq names its product translation initiation factor eIF-2B subunit delta (gene eIF2Bdelta). The transcript has 4 exons. Bases 94 to 2619 code for a protein of 841 amino acids. NCBI's taxonomy places the organism in Eukaryota, Metazoa, Arthropoda, Insecta, Diptera, Culicidae. The record is from RefSeq and is a predicted model, not a curated record.
GUGAACUACUCUACUACUCUACUACUCUUUCUUGCAACGAAAAUCAAAGCACUGCUAAUAUCCCUAACACCUAAAGAAUAUAAAACGAUCACAAUGGAGAGCGUGGCUUCAACCGAGGCUGGGACAAUGAAAAAGAAACGAAAUCGGGCCAAUCGAAAGGCAAAGAAGGUGGAAAGUGAUCAACAAAACGUGGUUAAUGCUGUAUAUUUGGCAACGUACGCACAACAAACGCCUUUGGCCGUGGAACGAGACAAUCUACCGGCAGUUUCUUUCAAUCAGGAUCAUCCAAAAAUCCCCGUUGAUUCUUCUUCCAUCAAGGAACCCAAAUCGGAAACAUUGAACCAACUGGCACGGAAACCCAGUCGCCGCCGUAAACGGAAAACAAAAGGCUCCCACGAGGAUCACGCAACAGACGAUCGCUUGGCUUCGCUUACGGUCGAGGAAGUGUUUCCUGCGAAGUAUUGCCAAUCGCAAACCAUUGAUCAUAACGAAGAGAGUUGUAGACCAAACCCUGAUUUUCGAGAGCCGCCCAAAAGUAAAAAAAUAGGAUUGCCUGUUGAAAAAGCUCUCUGCUUUGCAGGAAUUGAAAACAUACAUGCGUGGUCGUUGUUCCCUGGUUCCGAUAGGGCUUAUUCGAGUUCAAUAAUUAAAGACAUUUGUGUUGAUGCCAUUUUCCCUCGGUUCACAUUUGAUAGUGGCGUAUAUAUAAUUAAUUCUUGCAAGCAGAUUUUGCCGGUGCAAUAUAAAGUACAGAACUCUGUAAAAGAACCCAAGAUCAACAUCGACUUUGCAAAGGAAGGGUUGCAGCAUAUUGGCUGUGAGGAGUUAUUUCCCUGCAACCAACCCGUCAACUCCUCCAGUAACGGUCCUGCAAGAGAGGAUAGCAAACUUGCAAGUAUGAAUGCUCGCCCGGAAGUGUCAAAAACGGACAAAUCGCGUGAGCAAAUUCUUGCUGAGCGUGAGGCAAAAAAAGCCGUUAAGCUGGCUGUAAAAAAUAAAAGCAAAUCGAAAGGCGCUACCAGUGAACAGCAACCCCCGGAACGAACGAAACAGCGACAGCCAGAUGAAACGAAAGAGGAACACUCAAAACAGCCAGGUGCCGUUGCGCCGUUGGCCAAGUCCGACACGGAUGCAAGCAUUUGUGAGAAAUUGAAAGAAUUGCACAUAACCGAUGCAACAGUCACAGGUAAGGCAGACGAAUCCGAGACUGCUGGAAGUUCUGUCUCUGCAGCCUGCACGACCCGGGACCAGCUUAAGAUGGCAGAAGGGAAGUCACAAUAUAAUGCCCCGAACCAUGGUCUGGUUGAUAAAGAUUCGAUGUCCUUAGCGAAACCUCCGAAGAAGACACUGUCUAAAGCGGAACGAAGAGCGAUCCAGGAAGCACAACGUGCAGCCAAAUUUGGCACACAGCAGACUAAAAAAUUAGAAGCUAUAAAACCGCCGGUUGCCACACGAACGCAAGAGGAUUGUGCAAAAAAAUUGUCCUCGACAAGCGGUAUCGCGAAGCCUGUGGUUAGGAAGAUCGUUCCAAGCGUUGGUGUCGCCCCACCGCGCAAGCAUAUUGUGAAUCUUUUUAAUCAUCUCCAUCAACCCAAGAUGGCUGCGGCCGAAGUUAUCAACUCUCCGACAAUACAUCCGGUUGUUACGAAGCUUGGCAUACGCUAUGGGGGCGGUACGGUGGCCGGAUCGAAGGCACGCUGUCUGGCAUUGCUGAAUGUUGUCAAGCAAUUAAUACACGACUACGAGACACCCCCGGAGAAGGAGUUUUGCCGCAGCUUCGAAGAAACGCUAAACAGUGCUGUCGCAUAUUUGCAGCGUUGUCGCCCUUUCUCAGUUUCGAUGACGAAUGCUUUGCGCCACGUAAAGAUGAACAGCCGCCAGCUAGACGCAAAACUGUCCGACUCGGAACAAAAGGAAUAUCUGCUUGAAGCGAUCGAGGCUUACAUUCGCGAUCACAUGGAAAAAGCGGAGGAAGCGAUCUGCAUUUCGGUGCAGGAGAAAAUCUACGAUGACGAUGUCAUUCUAACCUACGGAUGCUCUUCACUUAUCAAGCACAUCCUUGAGGAAGCGAAUCGUCGAUCGAAAGCCUUCCGCGUGAUAAUUGUGACCGCGCGACCGCGCGAGAAAGAGAACGCAAUGUUGGAGCAACUCGUAAGUCAGGGCGUAAGCUGCAUGUGCGUACUAAUCAACGCCGUUAACUACGUGAUGCCGGAAGUGACAAAAGUGUUACUCGGAGCACACGCGCUGCUGGCGAACGGGUCUGUGAUGAGCCGCGUCGGAACCGCACAGAUUGCGCUCGUUGCCAAGUCGUACAACGUGCCUGUCCUAGUAUGCUGCGAAACGCACAAAUUUACUGAACGUGUCCAAACCGAUGCCUUCGUCUACAACGAGCUUGGAAAUCCAAACGACCUGGUGCUGUCCCCGAGGACGCGUGAUUUGGCCGAGGCGAAGCCAAUGCUGACCGGCUGGGAAACGAUAAGUUCUUUGACUAUAUUAAACCUGCACUACGAUGUAACGCCGCCGGAGUUAGUGACGGCUGUCGUUACCGAGGUAGCGAUUUUGCCCUGCACCAGCGUACCAGUGAUUUUGCGUAUAAAACCAUCCGAUGUAGCGUACUAAUGGCCGUUACAAAAUCGUUUUCCAGGAAAGGCGAAGGCGACAUAAAAAAGAUAACACUACUAUUGUUUAUUGCUAACAACGAAAUCAGCUUAAGAUGUGUUU